GCUUUGAUCAGUUGCAUGGUCUUGGAUGUUUUUCAUCCUUGGCCGAGAGAUGCCCUUGUUGGGGUUGCGCAACGCUUCAUGGUGGUGCUGAGCCAAAACAACAUUCAAGACGAGGAAACCUUGGCGAGCAUCGCUCAUCACUCUGCAGAAGUGCAUGUCUCCGUCUACCAGGCUAAUCGACGAUAUCUGGAGGAGGAGCGACGGUACAACUCAACCACUCCGAAGUCCUUCCUCGAGCUCAUCAAUUUCUAUGUGCAGAUGCUCACUGAGAAGCAGGCCUCUGUGGACUUCAACGUAUCGCGGCUUGAAAGGGGCUUGGCGAUCAUGCACGACGUCCAAGAAGGUGUUGCCGACCUUAAGAGAGACUUGCAAAUCACCCUACAGCAGGUGGAUGAAAAGAAGAUUUCAACCGAAGAGCUCAUCAAGCAGGUCACAGUCGCGCAAGCAGCAGCGACGGUUGAGAGGGAGGCAGCACGCCAAGAGCAGUCCAAAUGUGAAGCUUUAGCAGCAGAAGCACAGCGAAUGAAGACUGAGGCAGACAAUGAGCUUCAAGAAGCUCUGCCCGCGAUGGAAAAGGCCAAAGCCGCGGUGGACUGUCUCGACAAGGCCUCGAUCACCGAGCUGAAAACCUUUGGAAAGCCUGCGCAAGAAUGCAUUGAUGUCGUAGCUGCGUGUGGCUUCUUGUUGAAGCAUGAGAAACGGAAGCUGGACUGGAAAGGCUGCCAAUUAAUGAUGAAGUCUCCUCAACAGUUCAUUGAUGAUGUGAAGAGCUUCGAUGCCGACAACAUUCCCGAACAGGUCUUGAUGAACACGGAGCCUUUGAUUGGUCAAUUAAAUUUUGAGUCUAUGAAGAGCAAAAGCUUAGCAGCUGCACAUCUGACAAACUGGGUGGUGAACAUCGUAACCUACAACAAGAUCUACACGAAGGUGGCGCCGUUGAUCGAGAAGGUCCGCGUGGCGCAGGAGACCACCGAGAGCGCCAAGCUGCAGCUCCGCGAGGCGAA
Molecule: messenger RNA, 1004 nt
Organism: Durusdinium trenchii
Lineage: Eukaryota; Dinophyceae; Suessiales; Symbiodiniaceae
Source: the annotation of a GenBank genome assembly